GGCUGCAAGAUCAGAAGCGCACACUUGGUCUGCUUCCUCCAGGUAGAUCGCACCGCUUCUUGACAGCAGGGUAUCGGUCGUGUGGCAUCUACCGUGGACAUUCCACUGAGGACACUGCGUGCUUCUGAACGAGCGCGACUUUGAUUUUCUGUCAGUAUUUUUUGGUUGCAUUUCUUUCUAGCGGAUCCGCCGCUGCUGGCGUUGCUCUCUUCGGUUUCUUGGCGAGUCCCACCGGCAGGAGAUCCACAGCUGAGAGGAUUUCCAUGACAAUGAUAGCAUAAGGACAACAUUUCCACGCUUUAUCUCUACUCUGUGGAACAUCGAUUCUGUUUUUUUCCUUUUUUAUGUUAUACGCUCACAAGUGCGCCUCUUCGAAGAAUUUAGCUGCGCAACUUGGUCAAACUAAGUGAGUGUGGAUUUCUCUUUUUUUUUACUUUGAAAGCGGAGCAAACUGCACUUUUACCCAAGAAAUUGAUUUGUAGAUGAACUUUUGAAGUGAGCGGACUUAACUUCCAGCAUCAUCCAUCAGAAGCCGUUCAACCUUCAACCUGACUUUCCAUCAGUUUGGCUUCAUUGCAAGCAUGCCCCAGGUGGACAUGAUCUUCUUCCUCGUCCUCGUCUUUGGGAUGUGCGUGUUCGGCCAGGACCCGGCUUCCAAGGUGGUGUCCGACCGCUACGCCGUCUUCUGGAACCGCACCAACCCCAAGUUUUACCGGGGGGAUUACCACAUUGAUGUCUGCAUAAAUGAUUACCUUGACGUCUACUGUCCGCAUUACAUCAGCCCGGUGUCAGAUGAGCGGGCCGAGCGCUACGUCCUUUACAUGGUGAACUACGAUGGCUACAGCUCAUGUGACCACACUGCCAAGGGCUUCAAACGCUGGGAGUGCAACAGGCCUUUGUCCUCAAACGGGCCACUGAAGUUUUCGGAAAAGUUCCAGCUGUUCACACCAUUCUCAUUAGGGUUUGAGUUUCGUCCUGGCAGAGAGUACUACUACAUCUCUUCCCUCACUGACGCCAAAGGAAGAAGGAGCUGCCUUCGCCUCAAAGUCUUUGUCCGGCCACAAAACAAUUGUGCGCGAAACUCUGGGAACGUACAGGAAGGGGUCGACUUUGACGAAAACAGUCACAACAGUCUAGAACCCAGAGAUGACAUCAGUCACGAGUCGCCCGAGCCUUCUCGAACGGACGUGAACUCCACUCCCCGUUGCCGCAACUCUGUUCUCCUGCUUAGCUCCGCCCUCAUACUCCUGGCUGCUAUCUUGUCCUUAUAGCGCUCAUCCUGAGGAAUGGACUGUCCUCAUUGGACCACAGGCUGCAACCUCUUCCCUGCAAAGGAGCACUUUUUUUUAUUAAAUAAAAAAAGGAAAAAAAAAAAAAAGAAACAAGAAAAA
Molecule: messenger RNA, 1391 nt
Organism: Dunckerocampus dactyliophorus (ringed pipefish)
Lineage: Eukaryota; Metazoa; Chordata; Actinopteri; Syngnathiformes; Syngnathidae
Product: ephrin-A5b-like
Exons: 5
Coding region: 582-1271 (229 amino acids)
Biological process (GO): regulation of cell-cell adhesion; axon guidance; ephrin receptor signaling pathway
Cellular component (GO): external side of plasma membrane; plasma membrane
Molecular function (GO): ephrin receptor binding
Source: RefSeq, a predicted model, not a curated record